CGUCGUCGUAUACGAAAUACAUAUAUACGUAGCCCCAAAACGGAUACGGUGUAUCAUUAUGCUUAUAAUAAUCGCAGUCUCGGACGGUGCACGCGCACAUCCGGUACCUAGGUAUAUAAAUACGACCGUCGAGCGAUAUUCUCCGGUCAUACAGGGCGGAUACGUUUCAGAAAUAACGUUUUCGUCGUCGGCCGAAAAGUCUAUUUUUUUUUUUUUUUUUUUAAUACAGUCGUGCAUAGUACCAGUGUUUUCCCGUCGAAAAAUGAACUCGAUCUCCACUGUGGUCACCGCGUUAUUGGCCGUCCAGGCCUGCGACCGUUUCGUCAAAGUCCAGGUGAGCGCCGUCGUCAGCUGUAUUUCUGGCCCGCGGAUUCGAGAAGGUCCAAACUCAGUUCCUCCGCCAAUUGCCUUAUGGCUUUAAGCGCUCAAGAUAACGCCGCACCGGUCUCUACUAUCUUAGCCCUAGAAACGCGCGACAUAGGGGAUUUGCGUUCGGCGGAAUAAAAUAUAAUUGUGCGCCGUGAGUUUUGAUGUCAAAGCGAAUUGACCAAACUCGAACGCAUACGAUUUUAGUUUCCUAGCGAGAUAUAAUCAUUUUUAAAUUGUGAUGUUUCGCAUACUCGUAUUUCGUUUGAAAAAUUAGAAUACCGAAAAAACAUCUACGCUUAGGCACAGAUUAAGCUUCUUGUCUUUAAAUUUGAUAAUACGUCAAUUUGCUUUGAUAUUGAAACUAACGGUUAAAAAUUUGUUCUGCUGAACACGCGAAUUUGCUAUGCGCGCGUUUGUAAAACGGAGACGAUAUAAAUACCGGUGUGGCGUCUUUAAUAGUUCGAUAUUUCGGCUUAUCGGUUUGCGAUUUCGGUGAUCGAUGAGAUACGCACUCCUGGCACAAGAAAAUAUACUUUAAUUUUAAUUUCGUUAGACCCCAAUGUUAACACAUUUCCGCCAAUAACGAGUUUGGGCCUCCUUGAUUCGAGAUUGUAGAGCUCGCAUUUUCGUUUGAGCAGCGAUUAUUAUUUUUGAUUUUCCGUUUCGUUCAGGGUAAUGCCGUCGACAGAGGCUACGUCGGAUCUCAAAUCGAAAAUUACCAGUACGGCAAUGGCGGUGAGUACUUGUAUAACAUCUAUCUAUUUAUACGAUGAAUUUAUUUGAGCCCAUAGCAGUUCAGGUCCGGUUGAAAUUCUAAAAUAUUGUAAUAUCAGCCGACAUAGUAUUAUUAAGAUAAUGACGGGGAAGACUCUGUUACGUUAUAAUUAAAAGAUAUCCUCGGUUUCAAGUGAAUUUGAUUUCUGUUUUUUUUUUUUUUUUUCCAAUUAUGCGACCGAUUAAGCUGUACAGUUCAACUGAAUUUUCAAACAUUUACUCUCGGUCUUUUUACCCCGAGUAUACAAUUAUGAUUUUGAAAUAGCGACCUCCGCCUCUUUUUGAACACAGUUUUGAAUAAAAAAAAAAAUAUUUUGUUUAAAAUUUACAAUUAUGCGUAACCAUUUAAUAAUGCACCUACUGUAUGUGUACUCGACAGAGGUACGCAAUAGUGUAAUAACAGUUCAAAAUGUAGACUAAACGGAGGAGUAAAGCAUUAGUAAGUAAUGAUUAUAAUCUAAGAAUGGGUUACGAUAGUUUUUCUAAAUAAUGUUACAUUGGAUGGAUUUUUCGUUGAUUAAUUUCCGGAUUGCCAUGGCCUACCACUCAUACUGAACAAACAAUAUGUAAUAAUGAUGUAUCAUACCUAGCAAAUUACGUUACCGUGAUUUAUCGAACUAUACUCAGAAUUGUUUUUUCGAUUGCAAUGAUUAAUCGUUAUAAAAACAAAAUUAUCCUAUACUCCAUAGUUUUCCAAGUGGCCUACUUACUAAAACCUUACUGACUGACGCCAGCUAUUGUUAUCCUAGCGUGUUUACAAUUAUUUCUAUCGAACAAUUAAUAGAUUUUUCUUUUCUUUUCUUUUUUAACGCCAAACGCUAAAUAUUCGAAUAACGUAAUAACCAUAGUUAUCUAUACUGAUUUAUAGUAAUAUAACAUCAUGACUAAUGAUGAUCUCAUAAAGAGAUACUUUAUAUAAUUGCACUGUUGUUUAUUGUUUAAAAAUUAAUAAAUCAUAAAUUAUUACGCAUUCUUAAUCAAAAUAUAUUUGGCGUGUGCGCAUUAUGAAUUUGCAAUAAUAACAAUUGGAUGAUUUGUUCGCUAAUAUACGAGUUAUAAAAUUAAUAGUUUGUGUACAGGUUUUACGUUUUUUAACAAUUUUAACCUUUGAUUUUGUUAUUGUGAACAAAAUCUGAACUUUUAACUCAAUUUAUUUUGUUUACAUUAACUAAACGAAUAACGAGUUAAAUUUGAAUUACAUCACGACGUUAAUUUCAAUUUUAUUUUAUUUAGAAAAUAUUAAAUUUACAAUCCAUACAUUAUAACUGAUUCGGAUUGGUAAACAGAUAGAUUGUUGUUCUUUAUACUAAAUUAUUUAUGUGGAAUUCAGAACUAAAGAUAAGUUGGUUAUAUAAUUUAAUAUUUCUGGAAUAAUCCCCCCGUGUUCAACAAUAUUGAUUAACCAUUCAUUAAAAAAAAAUAAUUAUAACGAACACGUAGAACAAGUUUACUAUGAAAAUAACAAUACAAUUUUUCAAAAAACAAAUUUAACUUAACUUAUGCUAAAAAGUCAAUGACAUUUUCAAAUUAACUGUUAACUUAACUGAGUUCAUUAGCACAACUUGUUUCAAUCAACUUAAUUGAUUUCAUGCCAUGUAUUAACUUGCACAGCUUUGCUUUUAUCCGAUUCCGAUAUUUAAGAGUUUAAGUGGGAGUGGGGGGGGGGCAAAUGGAACACAUUUCCUCCAUACCUCCGACUGCCCUUCAAAGACGUCUUUUUUAACUCAAUCUUCAGAAGGUACGCCGGUAAGCUGAAACGUUAAGUAGAACCAAAAAAACACUCGAGUGAAUAUCGUUUUCAACAUUUGUUCGUUUUGAAAAAUAAUUAAUGAAUGACCUAUACCUUAAAACAAUUUUAUUGCUCGGGAAAAAAUUUACGAAACGCUUAAAAUAAAAUAAGGAUCGCAGUUUUUUCGCCAUUUUGUUCCAUUCAAAGCCUUGUCGAUGUAUAUUAUCAUAAUGACAUGAAAUAACAUCGGAUAUUUAAAAAUUAAAUUUAUUACAGAUAUCCCCUAGCCUAUCCCUGGUGGGACGAUUAAAAGAAAAAGUAUGGUAUACUUAUAACAAAAUAAAAGGAAUCAGCUCUACAUAUAAGGAUACAUGAAUAGGUCCUGCACUAACCUCCAAAACAAUGCAUUCCAAGCACACAUAUUAUAACAAUUCGAUUUGUGUAACAGUCACUGUGGAAUUUUGAUUUCACUGUUUUUCCGUUUUUGGAGUAAAUUUUUUCUAGUUCACGAUACGCUCAAAAAGGUUUUUUUUUGUACCGUGUGUUUCCAGACUUUAUUUUCCACAAUUUUCAGGAAAUUUUAAGAAACUUGACUGCCGCGUAUUUUUUUGAAAACUUCAAUUGCCUGCCAUGACAUCUGCUUUGGGAUCUCAGUUUGCUCUAGAAACUCAUGGGAGGGAAGAAAAUGUUUGUGAUAUCACAAAUCGGGUCUCACGGCAGCCAAGUUGUUUUAAUAGCCCGAUAGUGAUAUUAUAUUAGUAGUACCUAUAUGUAUAAUAUUAUCCAUUCAAUUUGUUUCGGUUUUGCGCAGGCGGUUACGGAACAGAUUACCAGAGGAUCGGCACGAUCGGCGGGGGCGGAAAUUCGUGUCCUUCAGCCGGACAAGGCGCAGCCUCAGCUUCGAUAUCGUCGGCCGCCACUUUGACGGUACCUCAGCACCGUCCGUCGUCGGCGGGUUACGUGUCCAUUACAAGCCCCGGCCUGUCUUCUCCGCACCACGGUCACGAUUACCUGGCCUCGGGUAACGCCGGUAACUGCGGUUGCGGUCUUUGCGGCGGGUGGUCGGUCGGCGGUGGUUCGGCGUCGAUUCGCGCGACCAAACGGAACCAGCUGCUCGACAGGCUAUACCAGAGGAAAGCGCUGCAAAAGCUCAACGGGCUGCAACACUUUCAGCCGGUGCACCAACAUCAGGUGCAGUUCGUCAGACCGACUUGUCACAAUUCGGGAAUUUACUACUGACCGACUGCGUUGACGCUGUAGACAGAUUAAAUACACGUAGUCAAUUGAUUUGUAACACUAUUGAUUUAUAAAUAUCGUUAAUUCGACAUUCCGUCUUCUGACACUAAUAAAUAAAAUGUCCAUUAUUCUACGAUUUUUA
Molecule: messenger RNA, 4250 nt
Organism: Cinara cedri
Lineage: Eukaryota; Metazoa; Arthropoda; Insecta; Hemiptera; Aphididae
Source: the annotation of a GenBank genome assembly